AUGUGGCAAGCCACCAAGAGGCAGGCAUCCUCUGAUCGAUUCCCAAUGCAGAGCGAGGACAUGUUUCAAGGCGAUCCGCCCGCAAACCUCAGCCUCUUUGAGGUUGGUCGGACACAUAAUUCGUAUGCUCCAGAAUAUGUAAGUCCAAACGCCCGGCUGGUCUUGGUCAAAGGCCCACCGACAAUGCAGCUUCCGGGCAGUCUAACGUAUUUUUUGCGCAAUCUCGGACUUGAGAUUCUUGCUUUCGACUCGAAAUCAGAGCCAACGAAAGUGGUAGUCAAAAAAUCUCUCUGGGUGGCAUUCAGCCGCUGUCUAAUCCACAUCUUGCCUGUUACAGUGUCUUUGGUCCUGCUCCGACUCAACCUCGGGGGCUUCUACAUCGGACAUGGGUUCGCACAACAAUCCAGCAGCGACCUAACGGACCAAGGAAAUGACGUGAAACUUGCGUUGAUACAGGUUGCAGCAAAGGUUCAGGAGCUUCUCGUAAUCUCAAGCUACGGUGUCAUUAUUUUCUCAGUCACCAGAGAUAGAUUGUUGCGUGAAGGCAUCCCUUUAGGGCUUGCGACAUCGGGAUUUUCUUUCGCUCGUGUAGGCUACUUCUGGUCACCAGCGCUGUGGGGCGCUAUCUCGGCCCUCGUCACUUCCCGCAGGAUUCAAGACGUAUGCCUUCUAAGCCUGGUUACUUUGGGAGGCCUUAUAGCGGUAGCAGCAGGGCCUGCAAGCGCCAUCCUAAUGUUGCCUCGACCAACGAAUUGGCCCGGGUUUACUACAGAAUUCUGGCUCAACGGAACAGCAGACGUUUACUGGCCCUCUGUCUUAACCUCUGACCAUCUCGGUGGGCCUCGAUGUUCAAGUGCCAAAGGCCUGGACACAAUAGAAUGUGUCGCAAAAGGCGUAUCGAGUCUCGAGAGCUUCUAUAACUAUGACCGCACCCAGAGCAGUUACGAGAUUUCCACACGAGAGUCACAAUUUCCGAGGACCUUACAAGCAGUCCCAAGGCAAGCCGGUCUUAGUGCGGAGGCAUGGUCUGUUGCUCCUCACGCAGUCACCUCUUUGCUCAAGAACGACCUUUGGUAUGAUCCGCAUUGGUAUCCUACCAAUCUUCGCCCCAGGGGAGUCCGCUAUGCGGAAACAUACUCCCAGGCGGCAGCGGUGCGUACCGUCUGCACCCGCGAGGUUUUGACCUUUUCAAAUGCAACUUUCAAGGUGUCUUUACCCAAUCCUCCGGCAUACGACCUCUGGGCUAAAGGAAACGACCGAUCAGGAAAACACAGAGACAUCAAGCUGUCCAGACCACUUUGGGGACACCAUAAGGGUGCUCAUACCGAACAGAUAGGACUCACAACGGUGUGGAUCCCGGCCAAUCCUGAUAUGGAAUCCGUCACCACAGGCCUUGUAAUUCUGGGCCCCCUUACCUCGACAUCGGCCACCCACCGUUUCGGGGUAGUGUGCUCUAUCGACGGCCGAUGGAACAAAGCGAAGCACGUGUUGACAGGAAGUGGAAACGCCGUUACAGCUUGGGGAAACAUGGCUUAUGACAACACCGGUAGCGAUAUCAGCGUCUUACAGAGUGGCCAGCGCAACAAUGAGGCUAUCCUGACCAAGGCUCUGCCAAUCAAUGACGGGAGCUGGAGACAUAUCACGGCUGAACAAGGAUGGCUGGACGGCUUGACGCCUCUUAUACCCCAAUGGAUGGAUGAGGCCAAGACUGCACUGAGCAAAUCCACCAUGACUACAGCUCUCGCUAACCUAUUCAUCGCAGGUGAUGUUAGGUUGAAAACAGACAAUUUUACGGAAGGUGAGGGAAGACAUUGGAUACAAAAUAUUGAGACGAUCACAUCGACUGCGAUGGCAGAUGCCAUCUCCCGCGUUGGCCUCGGGCAGCAGUACAGCACCAUUAAAUACUACACCAGUUUUGGGACACAGUGCACAAGCAUCCGAGGUGCCACGCCUCGGAAAUGGUGCCCAGGCCCUCCACCCUACACUCAGUCUAGCCCGUUAAAGUUCCAUGGCUAUUUGACCGGCUACGCUUAUAAAGCCUCGAGAGUUACAGAUUAUCUCUCCAUCGUCGUCCUACUGCUUCACAUGGUGGUCGCCUUGAUCCAUACGCUAUACCUUCUCUUUACGCAGCUCAGCUCCGCCUCCUGGGAAACGAUGGAAGAACUCAUCGUGCUUGCGCAGGUUUCUAGGACUGAUACAAAAGACUUGAGAAACACCAGCGCGGGCAUCAAGCGAUUUUCAACAAUGGCGCGAAAUACCCGCGUGAAGACGUCUGGGCCUGGCGCUGGCGGAGGUGAAGAGAAGGUGGAGUUGCUAAUUGGUGGAGAGGAACGGGAGAAGAUGGGAAAAGUGGAGGAGGGGGAGGAGUAUGGGAAUGAGGACUGA
Molecule: messenger RNA, 2385 nt
Organism: Letharia columbiana
Lineage: Eukaryota; Fungi; Ascomycota; Lecanoromycetes; Lecanorales; Parmeliaceae
Exons: 4
Coding region: 1-2385 (794 amino acids)
Source: RefSeq, a predicted model, not a curated record